Messenger RNA from Oikopleura dioica, 1284 nucleotides. Lineage: Eukaryota; Metazoa; Chordata; Appendicularia; Copelata; Oikopleuridae. The record is from the annotation of a GenBank genome assembly.
AUGAAAUUUACGGCUCAGAGAAGAUGGAAGAAAUCGUCUGAGCAAGUUUUUGACGACAAACUCGACACAGCUGCUGCGCAAGAUGAGGAUGGUGUUUGUACUGUGUUCGGAGAUCCACAUUACAGAACAUUCGAUGGAAACAGCUAUUCCUUUCAAGGCGCAUGUCGGUACAUCUUGACAACUGACUGCUCUCCGGACGCUCCUUCUUGUGAAGAUGGUUCCUUCUCGGUGAUUGUACAAAAUGAUGCGCGCCUCAGUCCGUACAGCUGGACUCAGAACGUGACUUUUUCCUUAUACAACCAGAUCACUGGCUUUUAUUCCAUCAAGCUUCUCCAGGGACUACGAAUUGAAGUAAAUGGACUUCCGUUGCUCCUCCCAUAUUCCGGAAACGGCGUCAACAUUUUCGAGCAAAAACACAAACUGCGGCUCACCACACGCGUCGGCAUUUCGAUUCUUUGGGAUGGCCGCUCGAUGCUUGAGAUCACGGCGAAACCGGAACUUAAGAAUUCGCUCUUUGGCCUUUGCGGCAAUUUUGAUGGCGACGCCAGAAACGAUUUCAACUCAUCCACGGGAAAUGUAAUGCUCGAUUCAAAUGAAUUCGCCCAAAGUUGGAAAAUUCCUGGAGAAGGGUUUUGCAGCAUUCAGUCUCCUUCACGGCGAUCAAUUGAAUCUUGUCAAGCGCAACCGAUCUCCAUCCAAUUCGCUGCUCACAACGAAUGUCAAAUCUUCAAAAGUCCAUCCUUUCAGAACUGUUUUCCCCUUGUUUCUCCUCAAUUCUUCCACAGAUCGUGCUUGAGCGAUGCUUGCGCCAGAUCAUGUCCAGACAAGGCCAAAUGUGGAUGCGACUCGAUGAGGGCAUAUGUGUCCGAAUGCGCCAAAAAAGGACUGAAGAUUCAUUGGAAGGAGCAUCAGUAUUGUAACAUCCAAUGUACCUCGGGGAAGAUCUACUCCGAAUGCGGAACGAGCAAAUGCCGUCGUUGCAAGAAAUAUUGGGCGGAUCGUAACGGUCUUGAAUCCUGCACUGCCAAAAGAUGUCGCCCUGGCUGUUAUUGUCCUGAAGGCAAAAUCGAGUACAAAGGAGUCUGCAUUAAGCCCAAGCGAUGCCCAAGCCGAUACAAAUUCCAGGGCGUCAUUUUCUUCGACGGGCGCCCGUUCUAUCAAUUAGACUCGCGAAAGUCUCAAAAUUCUGUGUUUGACCUAUCACGGCGAAAAUCAAGCUCAAGAAGGAAGAAAAAGCGCAAACGAAAAAAGUCGCGAAAAUCAAGACCAGUUCUCCGAGAUUAG